AUGAUAAAGUCAUCCGCGAGCGGUGGUUUCGCGACAGCGGUGGUCGAUCAGCUUGUAGCUGCUAUCACUCCCCCAUUUCUGGGUUUGUCUGCUACGGUACCGCUGGCUCGGUGCGUGGUGGCAGGAACACGCCUACCUUCUGCGAAGGAAACAACGGGCAUCAUGAACGAUAUCCAUGAGAACCAUCCUCGAUCCAUCAUUAACCCCCAAUCAACAAGCAGGCCGUUACCGUCAAUACCCGUGCAUGUGGCAAACUAUCUCUUCAACAACUAUGUCACCCGCGUGUCUCCGCAGUAUCCUAUCCAUUACAUCCCGGACCUCGUCGCUAUGCAUGAUGCUGUUUUUCAUCAAACUGGGCCAGACAGAAAUUCUCGAAUUCCUGUGACUCCGUAUGAAGUUUAUACACUAAAUCUCAUCAUGGCAAUCUCAUUAUCCACUGCUGCUCGUUCAAAUCAAAGCCAGGCUGACUCAAUUGCAAGGGGACUUUUCGAGAAUGCCAUGGAGCAGAUGCCGGGAGUUUUAACAAAUGAUCUACGCGGACUUCAAGCUCUCACGUUGUUGACACAAUAUGCCUUUCUCAAUCCCAGCGUGGCCAAUUUCUGGCUUCUCACUGGCUUCAUUAGUCAAGCUUGUAUCGACCUUGGCCUUCACCAAGAGCUUCCAGAUCAUGCUGCCAAGAUCUCGGUCUUAGAGCGCGAUCUGCGGCGGCGAGUGUUCUGGAGCGCAUGGGAGAUGGAAAUCGCAGUGUCUGGCGCGUUGUUACGCCCCAUCAAUCUUCAAAGAAGAAGCAUUACAACGGAGUUUCCAUCCCAGGUAGAAGACGCCGCCAUCACACCAGCGGGGAUUGACUCAAAUGGUCGUGUCACAAAGUUCAGUUCUCACUAUAUUUGGCGGUAUCGUGAGAUAGAAUGCGAUAUUGUCCCCAUCCUCUUCCACAACGAGCCAAUACCACAAGAAUUCGCGACCUUGGAGGGAUGGAUGUCACAUCAAGAACGCGCCAUUCUCGACUGGAAGGCGGAAAUUCAUGACGGUGCAGCACGUAAUACAGAUCCUCUGUCCCAAUCACAGUGGGAUGAGAUGAAACACUAUUCAGGAAUUGCUUGCGACUAUAUUCUAGUCACACUGUUCCGGCCUUGCCCGCGCAUCAAAGAACCUACGGUCGAAAACUUUCUCAAGGCCUUUUCCGCAGCGGUGGGCGUUGCUGACGGCAGUUGGGAGCAAGCGAAUCUGGAUUUCGGAAACAGCAAAUAUGUUUUCCAUUCUUGCUAUCACUCUUUCUCUGCUGCUAUAGUCUUUCUCCAAGCACUGCAGCGGAUCAAGAUCGAGAUUGCUGCUACGUAUACGUUGAAGCAAAUCGAGAUGAAAAUCAACGCAUUCUCGCGCUUCUUCGCCACUCUGGCAGAGAGAUGGCCUGCAGCAUCCGGCUGUCUCGAAGAAUAUGAGCGACUCCUUGUCCCGGCCAGGAAGGAGUUCAGCGAUUAUCUCGUGCAGGAGGCGCAUAGGCUCUCGGAUCAAGAUUCCUCGAUAACCCAGCUUGCCGAUGGUGCAGGCAUCUAUUCCAACUACGAUCUGGGGGAAGAGUUCACGUUCGGCACGAUUUUCAACUUUCCUGCACCGGACGUCGACAGAACAUUGGAUUACUGUUCGUACAUCCCUGUGGAUUGGGAUCAGGAGUUCAAUUUCGCGGUAGAUAAGUCAAUCUGA
Exophiala aquamarina CBS 119918 is the source of this 1704-nucleotide messenger RNA. RefSeq lists its product as uncharacterized. NCBI's taxonomy places the organism in Eukaryota, Fungi, Ascomycota, Eurotiomycetes, Chaetothyriales, Herpotrichiellaceae. Gene Ontology annotation, molecular function: DNA-binding transcription factor activity, RNA polymerase II-specific; sequence-specific DNA binding; zinc ion binding. The coding region runs from base 1 to 1704 and encodes 567 amino acids. The transcript has a single exon. The record is from RefSeq and is a predicted model, not a curated record. Gene Ontology annotation, biological process: positive regulation of transcription by RNA polymerase II; DNA-templated transcription.